CCGCGCAACCUCGCCUCACCACCCCCCGCUAGCGAAUUUCAUCCAUUGCGACUUGGUGACCGGGCACAACCCCCUGAAAUACUCGAAUCCCAGUCGCCUAGCCAUCAUUCCCUUUACUUGCAAGUCGGCUCGGAUUCCGCAGCCCCUGAAGCGAGUCCUGCGAGCACAUCCACUGCCUCAACCCGCCAGCAACAAGCAAACAAGCACGAAACGUUACUUGCCACGAUUCUACUAUCGACCAGCCUCGAGCUCGGUCGAAAACUGCCCACCAACAUGGCCCCAACAAAGCAGGAGCUCUCCCUGCUCAUAAAUCCUCUCGUUCCCGAGGCCGUCCAGCAUAACAACCGGGUCCUAUCCUCCCUCCAUUCCCUAACAGCCUUCCUCCUCGGCCUGUCCGCCGGCAUCCUUGCCCUCCAAUCAACCGCCGGCUUCGCCUUCUACUUCAGUGGCACGGUCCUCGUCUCCGCCCUCUUCCACGUCGUCAUCCUACAGCGUUCCUCCGGCGCCGGUGCUGGCGCUUUCUUCCCCGGUAGCAGCGGCGGCGAGAUCGAGGGUCGCAUUAGUAUGGAUGGCGGCGUGGUACGUAUGCAGAAGGAUGGGAAGCGGGGUGGGUAUGUGUUGCGUCGGGGUGGGUGGAGAGACGUUUGGUUUGGUGGGGGUGUUCUGAGUGAGGCGCUGAGUGGAUUUGUGCUAGGGUGGGCGGGUGUUGGUGGUGUUUUGAGGUAGUGGGUAAGGUCGUUUUUAUGCCUGUUUUGGGUUGACGGGUGAUAAAGGUUUAAAUAGGGAAUCUGGUGAUAUUGUUGUGGUGGUUAUCUUUCUGUCCGAUUUUGCUUUUUUGUUUGAGGUGAUUCGGCAGAUAGUUCACGUUAAUGGGCCUUUGGCUUGUGAAAUGAAUUGAGCAAAAUGAAGAUGUCUUGUUGGAUCGAGGAGAGUAUAGAUCGUAGUGAAUGUUGACUAUGAUCAUACCAAGUCAGAGCAAAGCAAAGGAAAGGUAGACCGGUGUGAGGGUCGCAUUUAAACUUCGACUCUAAGAGAUAUGCCAAUUGAGCUGCUGCCAUUUAAGCCGUUGGAACAAUUUCACACAUUCACACAUUUGAAGACUGCCUUGCCCUCGGCUCGAAGUACAACUCGAGUUGGAACUCGCCAAGGUAAUACAAAAUCAUCGUCUUUGACCUAGGUAAACCAUAUUCUUGGGCCAUGACUACUCAGAAUAUCACGAGGUUCUUGUGCAUACGAAGC
This is a messenger RNA of Penicillium brasilianum, 1239 nucleotides long. NCBI's taxonomy places the organism in Eukaryota, Fungi, Ascomycota, Eurotiomycetes, Eurotiales, Aspergillaceae. The record is from the annotation of a GenBank genome assembly.